AUGUCACCGCCUGCCAUCAUCGCGCCGUCGAUUCUUUCGGCAGACUUCGGAGCGUUGGGCAAGGCAUGCUCCGACACAAUCUCCCAAGGCGCCGACUGGCUUCAUGUCGACAUCAUGGACGGUCACUUUGUGCCCAACAUGACCUUCGGCGCGCCCGUCGUAACCAAGAUCCGCUCACACGUCGAUCGACCGACCACUGCACACGGCAAGGGAACAUUUGACUGUCACAUGAUGAUUGCCGAGCCCAAGAGAUGGGUGCGUGACUUCAAGAAGGCGGGCUGCGACCUGUACUGCUUCCACUACGAAGCCGCCGUCUCGUCAACCGCUGCAGACUCGCCCAGUGGAAAGUCGGAUCAGAAGACAUCUCCAAAAGAGCUGGUAAAGUUCAUUCAUAGCGAGGGCAUGCAGGCAGGCAUUGCAAUCAAGCCGAGCACACCGGUCGAUGUACUGUGGGAGAUACUGGAGAACCCAAACAAGGACGAGGUUCCUGAUAUGAUUUUAGUUAUGACUGUAGAGCCUGGCUUCGGUGGGCAGUCUUUCAUGGCGUCCGAGCUGCCCAAGGUAACCGCGCUUCGACAAAAGUAUCCGGAGAUGCACAUUGAGGUCGACGGAGGCCUGAGCGAAAAGACUAUCGAUCAGGCCGCUGAUGCUGGCGCUAAUGUCAUCGUUGCUGGCAGUGCUGUUUUCGGCGCUUCAGACCCCGGCGACGUGAUCAAGAAGCUCAGGGAGGCGGUCGAUAGCAGGAGAGGGAAACUAUAG
Molecule: messenger RNA, 759 nt
Organism: Alternaria atra
Lineage: Eukaryota; Fungi; Ascomycota; Dothideomycetes; Pleosporales; Pleosporaceae
Exons: 3
Coding region: 1-759 (252 amino acids)
Biological process (GO): pentose-phosphate shunt; carbohydrate metabolic process; pentose-phosphate shunt, non-oxidative branch
Cellular component (GO): cytosol
Molecular function (GO): D-ribulose-phosphate 3-epimerase activity; metal ion binding
Source: RefSeq, a predicted model, not a curated record